Athalia rosae (coleseed sawfly) is the source of this 3398-nucleotide messenger RNA. RefSeq names its product trans-Golgi network integral membrane protein 2-like. Bases 213 to 1688 code for a protein of 491 amino acids. The record is from RefSeq and is a predicted model, not a curated record. The transcript is spliced from 4 exons. Lineage: Eukaryota; Metazoa; Arthropoda; Insecta; Hymenoptera; Athaliidae.
AUGCUGUUGUUACGGUAGUUCAUUUGCCGUUUUCUCAAGCGUUGUCAAAAUCAAAAAUUUCCAAGUGGUUUUUUCCAAAGAACGUCAGGCUCAUGACAAGUUCCAACGAAGCAUAGUUUUGUAGAUUUAUUUGUGUGGGAGCAUGAUCCAACCUAUGAACGAUACGGAACGUGAUUAAAUGGUAUCAUAAUACAAGAUCAAAUAAUUAAAAAAUGAACGUAAUUACUUACGGAUUCUUUAUUUACGUUUGCUUAACCACAAUUGACGGCAUAUCAGCCGUAUCGGUGAAUUCCUCCGAUACAAAGAUUAAUCCAAAACCAAAAUGUGACCUACUGAAUAUUAUCAAUUCUAAAUAUGCAGGCACUUGCGAACAAUCAAAUCAUUCAAUCUAUUUAUGUUCAGCAAUAUACUACACUGCAAAUAGAAUUUGUCAAUCAAUCACUACUUCUAACAUGGAUGUUCUCCCAAAAAAUGAGAAAGAAUUCGAUAGUGAAAUAAGCAAAUCGCUAGAGCAUGACAGUUAUGUAGAACAAUUUUGUAACCAAUUAUCUGAGGUUAUUAGAAGUUCACAAUACAAGUCAGCUAUUAGUUCGGGUGAGGCAUAUCGCAAUGUUGGUGAACUAAAUGAUCGGUUACCCACCAUUUGUCCUACCCUAUGCUUGUUUAUGAAGGGUAUGAAGGAUUUGAAGAUGGAAGUUAAACCGCUGUGCUCCGUGUUAUCAUGGGUGAAUCAACUUCUAGUUAAUCUCGCAGUACCUGAAAACCCAGGCAAUACUCAGGUAACUUCCGAAAUGAUAACCAGUGACAAAGCCCAGGCUAAUGAACCGCAACCUAAAAAUAUGGUCGACUCUAGCCACUCAGAAAAUUUCAACAAUCACCCUAACGCCUCGUUAUCUAACAAUAAAAUGUCAAAUGCUGGUGGCGCAACAAUAGGUGCAACUGUGCAACUAGCCCCAAAAACUCAUGAAGUUUCAAUGGCAAAUAAUAGUAAAACUCAGCAUGGCAGUAACAUAGCUUCAACAUUGAAUAAUGUCGAGGAGAUACCUGUACCUGUGACAAAACCACAGAAAUUAGAGGUUUUAGACACAAUUCUGCCAAAAUCAAAAGGUUCAGGUGCAAAUGCACCGAAUGAUAACAAAGGUUUGAAUAUAAUUAACAUAAACAAAGUCAUAGAUAAACCAACAUCUGAUGCAAAGUCCCAGACUUCAAGUAGUCCUUUGUCAGUGGAUAAAACUAUGGAAGCCUCAAAGCCAGGAAAUGUAGAUACAGACCAGAAUUACGAUGAUGAUGGUGCACUGGAUGGUAGUAAGGAUCAGAAUUAUGAUGGAGAUGAGGAUCCUAAUGAACUUCUGAAAGAUACUUCGGUCCAGUCAAAUCUACCAGAACCACCAGAAAUAAAAGACCUUAACGAAAAACACCUCCGAUAUAGUCCAGGAGGCAUGAAUUUGGAAGAAGAUGAAUCUCAUUUUUUUGUUUAUUUCAUGGUUUUAUCCCUUGUAUGUCUUAUGGGAUGGGUGGGAUACCACAACAAAAAGAAGAUAAUGGCAAUUGUCUUGGAAGGUAGAAAGUCGCGAGGAGAACGAGGCAGAAGAAGGCCAAAUACAGCAGGGUACCGGAAGCUUGACUGUACCCUGGAAGAAGCGGUUACUUCACAAUGUAAUUCCAAUGUUACUCAUGUCAUAUACUGAUUCUGAAGUGCGUGUGAGUAUGCGUAAUGAUUAUGAAACAUAAUUAGCAUCAUCCGUCAGAUUCUUGUACCAUAGUCCCUUGAAUCAAGGUUAAUUGUCUUGGCUUGACUUGCAGCAUCUGACUUUAUUGCAACUCAGAUAGUCUUUGAUUCCGAUUUAUCUGAUGCACAUUAUUACCCGGCAAAAACACCUCUAAGUAAAUGAUAUUUUGACCGGGAGAGAGUUUAUUUUUUGAUCCCCGAUGAUCUGGCUGGAAAUUAGUUGUUCCAAAAAGGUAAUCAUGUUAGCAAUCUGUCAAACAUUUACCUCCAGUUAUAUAUUCAAUUGAUAUUUUUUAUGCCGUUAUUUUUUUUCAACCCAUACCGAGGCAGUAUAAUUUUAUAGACACGCGAUCGCGUAUACUUAUAAGAAUUUAUUGUACUAACAACUUUUCGGUUGAUUGUGACGGGUUGUGGAAUUGCUACAAUUUUGAAUGUAGCGUUUAAGUCUUCAUAAUGAUAUCACUGUCAAUAUUAGUAAAAAGAAGUAAGCAUACAGCGAUAUUAUAGCAUUUUUUAUGCGGAUCUGAUCGUCUGACUUUUGCAGUGACAAUGAGGUUUUAAUUCGCCUAUUUGAUACCUGGAAUUAGACAAAUAUAAUGUUUCCGGUGACAUUGCACAACGCUCAUGUUGAAAGCCGGGCAUCGUUGAGAUAUUACAUUGAUAUAAUCGAUGCUUGUUACAACAUGAAUUACAUACAUAUAUAGAAAUAUAAUAAUAAUAAAAGCGUUAUUCGGAAUAAAUAAAUUUUUUCACAUUACUUGAUAUUGAAGAAUUGUUUCAUUCGAUAGAAGAGGACAAUGGUCGCAUUAUUGAUCACAGAUCAGCAAUAUUUGGUAAUAAUAAUUUAUUUAUAUUUUUUUAAUUAAUACAUAUAGUAUCUUGUAGACAUUCAACUUGCUGCGCUAAUUAGCAUCAUAUCAGAGCUCCGUAAUUACAAAUAUUAGGUAUCAAAAAUUUCAUAAUGCGGACAGCGAUGAAUGUAAAUAUACAUAAAAUUUUAUUACACUGGAUACACCUAUUGUUUAUUUAACAAUCUUUCGGAUCAUAGUUGAGGACUGUUUUGAACUUCGUGUUAUGUCUACGUUAUUGUAUCGUUUUCGGUUCAAUCCAUCAUUUUACAAGCUGAUAAAAUAAGCUCACCGAUAAUUUCUUUUUAUUUAUCUUCAAUUAGGAGAAUAAUAGAAUAGCAUCAAUACACCGCAAUCAAUGGCUCGUGUUGAAUGCUGUAUUUCAUAAGCGUCCAAACUUGGCAUUUUUUAUCUCAGAUCCGCGAAGUUCUUAAUAAAGUGAGCUGUAUCAAAAUUAACCGAACUUUCGUCUUAUAGCGAAUAGGUAUUCACUUGAUUCCGGUGAAAUAAAAUUCUCACAGUUAAAAGUGACUCUUUUCAGCUGAUUAACUAAUCUUGUGUUCAUUGUUAAUUCGCGGUGUUUUGAUGCUACCCCAUAGAGACGGAUAUUCGCUUUUGGAAUAAUGAAUGUCUGAAAGCUUUGUCCAUUGAAAAGCACUCGAUCAUUAUUGUUGAUCGUCAGAAGUGCUAUUAAUGUUGAUGAAUUUAAGGAUUGUAAUGAAGAGUUGAGAACAGUGAUGAAAAAUCAGCAAUAAUGAAGUAAAAACAACACAAUGAAUGUUUUCUUUUAGUGUUUAUAUUAAAAAAAAAGUUAAUAAUUA